CUAAGCGAAGAGCAUCUCUGUCUUCUUCUUUUCACUGCGGCGGAGGCAGCAGGAGUGUUGUGCACUAAGAAAGGAUAUUUUAGCCUUUUUGAUAUUAAUAUGGUGUGCACUUAACAAUGAUGGGGUGCAAGAAGCACAAACCAUGUGCGAAUUCUGAAGUGGACGCAUUGUGUUUGGGCAAGCCCAAUCAAAUCCAAUUUCAUUGUUAACAAAAACCUAGUUUCACCGAGACAAGUAGUGGCGGCAAACUCCAUUAUUAUCGUUGUCACUUUCAUCCAAAUUCCAAAACCCAGACAAGGCUUAAAAGAAGAGAGCACCCUCGUUUCUCCUCCACCCACGUCGCUGGCCAAGAAACACGAAGGCAGAGUGCAGGCCAUUCACGGCGUCUCCUUUCUCCUCCACCGUGACAUCCACCACGUCGCUGGCAGGGGCAGCAGCGCCACCAUCGGACUGCGAUUGACGAACGAUUUCGACAGCCACGACCACCACGAACACAGGAUUUGAGGUGCGGGAAGAGAUAAGAGCAUGAGUGCAUGAGUGAGGGCACGAAAGGAGGGAGCUUUUGGCUACAGAAAAUCGUUUAUUAAGCCGAGUUUCUUUCAAAAAUGGAGCAGAGUCUCUGUUUGAUGGCAUCUCAUGGUUACCCAACUGGCCUUGUCUUACACCCAUAACUGGGUUUGCCGGGCACCAACAUGAAGGGCUACCAAAUAUCCUUUCCUUCUCCAGUACCUGCAAAAAACCAGACCAGACAGACCCCCGCGAAGCAACCCACCGUCGACGAGAACGCAACUUCAAGAAAGGGUUCAGUCUAAGAAGGGUUUGAAAUCCACGCGAGAGACGAAAGGUUAAAGAAACUGGGGAUUUAGGGUUCUUCGAAACCCUUGAGAAUCAGAUUUGGGGAUUAUCUUGAUUAGGGCUGCCAACGUUUGGUGACUUCAAAUUCGAAAUAGACAACCUAAAAAAUACGUUGUUUUUUGGUUGAUUCUAAACAAAGCAUUCAUUCAUCUACGAUCUACGAUCACAGAACUAAUGCAGUCUCUCAAGUCACACCAUGCUGUUUCAUCUUCUCUUUUCAAUCAAUUCUCUUAUCAGUCUAUGACAUUCUUCCUCUCUUUCUCAACCAAAAGCCGUUGCCUACACUUCAACGAAACCACUUCAAUAAUUGAUUACCUGAAUUCCGACUUGCAGUUCUCCAGAACCCAAUCCCUUUAUGUCUCCAAACGUGUUUCAGGGUGCAGAUUCCCUCAAAACCCCUUAUCAGUGCUCACUUUCUUCAAACAAAUAGGCUUUUCCCAAAGCCAGAUUCUCUCCCUGAUUCGUCAAAGACCCCAGAUACUGUUUACAAACGUUGAGAAAAUCUUGAGACCCAAAAUUCAGCUCUUUCAGAUGUCUGGAUUCCAGGGUUACGAGUUAUGCAGCUUCAUUUCAAAGAAUCCCUCAAUUUUGACUCAUAGCUUGAAGAAAACAUUGGUCCCCUCAGUUGAAGCUAUUAGGAAAAUUGUCUACGACCAGAAAGAUUUUAUUCUUGUUUUGCACAGAUGUGGCUGGAUACUCCCAAAGUACAAAAGAAUUAUGGAGAAUGUCGUCUUCUUGGAGAGUUGUGGCAUUCUUGGGACUCAUCUUUCAUUGCUACUCAAACUUCAUCCAAGGCUUUUCGUUGCACAGCGGUCUACUAUUAAAAACAAUGUUUCUCGAGCUGUAGACUUGGGUUUCCGUGAAAAUUCAAGAAUGCUUGUCCAUGCAAUUCAUACAUUAAGUUGUUUGAGCGAUAAAACAUUUGAGAGAAAGUUGAAACUAAUUAAUUGUUUUGGUUUUUCGAAGUAUGAGGGCCUGCAAAUGUUCAAGAGAACCCCGACUUUGUUUAGAACAUCAGAGAAGAAGUUGAAAGUUGGAAUGAAAUUCUUCUUGCAUACAGUUAUGCUGCCCAAGUUAGUCCUUAUUCACCAGCCUAAGAUUUUAAUGUACAGCAUGGAGGAUCGCGUGCUUCCUCGAUAUAAAGUCUUCCAAUUGUUGAAAUCAAAAAAUCUCUGCAAGAAAGUCCCCAGUUAUAUUCAUGUGUUGUGCUUGUCUGAGGAGAUGUUCUUGGACAAGUAUAUAUCACAGUUCAGAGAAAAUGCAGAGGAGUUAUUAGUAGCAUACAAGGGUCAUUAUCUGGAGGCAUAACCAUACCUUCAAUUCUGUUUUUUCACUCUUCCACAGGGUUCUAAUACUGAAAUUAUUUAGAUAGUGUUAUGCAUAACCAUGGAAUGUCUCAUUGUAGUAAUGAAGAUGGCUUAUUUAUUGUAUCUGUUUAUUGAUUAUGCAUCUUUCUUUCCCAUGGUAAUUUGGUGGUCAUAAGAACCUUGGAAGAUCCACACGAAAAUAAGCAAUCCACUUUGACUGCUCCUUUAAAGAGCAAACUGCUCAAACGCAGUCCUUUUUGGCUUUGGAAUUGUUGAACAAUGCACUAAGCGUGAUAAAAUUAUAAAUUUGCUAAUGUCUGAGACUGCUGAAGCAGGGAUAGAUGGAGCAAAUCUAUCUUUGUUAUCGAAGUUGAUGAAAUUGCAGUUGCCAGGCACUAGUGAAUCUCAGCAACCAUUGUCAUCCCUUAUCUAUCCAACUAAUAAAUUCAUCAUUCAGAAGCCUUUACUGCAUUUUGUUCAAGCUUCAGCCCUUUCUUCUAAGAUCACGGUUCAUCCAGAUGGUCAAAUCACAUUUAUGGGUACUGCAAUUGAGUUGAAAGAUCUUGUCUCUGUAGUUGCUGAGUCAUACUUAUCAAAAAACACACAAAAGGGUGAAAAGCAAUUUAUGCUUGUUCCACACUUCAAUUGGUAUAAAUAUUUUGACCAUAUUGACUUGUUUAAACAGAU
This is a messenger RNA of Vigna unguiculata (cowpea), 2849 nucleotides long. RefSeq lists its product as uncharacterized. Gene Ontology annotation, molecular function: double-stranded DNA binding. Gene Ontology annotation, biological process: regulation of DNA-templated transcription. The record is from RefSeq and is a predicted model, not a curated record. NCBI's taxonomy places the organism in Eukaryota, Viridiplantae, Streptophyta, Magnoliopsida, Fabales, Fabaceae.